CUUCGCUCUCACCACAUCGUGCUUGUUUGUGUUUCCUUAUAGAAGAUUAAAAUCCGACUCACUCUGCUGUCCAGUAUGGCUUCAUCAGCUCCCCAGGUUCAAAUCUUGGACAAAUCGGACUAUACAAAGCAACAUCUAGUCACUCUCCACAAUGCGCACCCUCUGCCCAAUCUGACGGCCGGAGAUAUCCGUAUCCGCAGCCAGAUCAUCUGCAAUACGAUAAACAAUUUUACUUAUGCCCGAAUUGGCCAUCUCUUUGGCUGGUGGGAUGUUUGGGCUGCGGUUCCGUCGCUUCCUGCACCAUACAAUGAUGCUUCCAAGUAUGGUCGCGUAUCGUCUUGGGGAUAUUGUGAGGUGAUUGAGAGCCAAAAUGACAAAGUUCCUGUUGGCACCAAACUAUAUGGCUACCUUCCCAUUGGAGACUAUCCCGAGAUACUCCAGGUAACCGUUGAGGAUGAGACUGGUCACGUCCUUGAGACUAGUGAGCGAAGAGCUAGUCAAAUGCAUAUAUAUAACCGAUAUCUACCGUAUCCUCCAGAGACGGACUUGAUGGCAGACAAACAGUCUCGAGGUUGGGACUCGGUUAUGCGUAUCUUCUUUGAGACAAGCUACUUUCUAAACCGUUACGUCUUUGCCUGGGACUCAGCAAAGCGCACCCACCCGCUUGGUGUCUCGCUGCCCUGGAGCUUAGGUGAUGCUGAUCUUGCAAACGCCGUGGUGGUACUCCUUGGGGCAUCUGGGAAGACGGCGCUAUCGUUUGCAUAUCAACUGCGUCACUCCAGGCCCGCUGACCAUCAGCCUCGGAAGCUCGUGGCAGUUGGAUCGGCCAGAUCACGCAGCUUUACUGAGGCAACUGGUCUGUUUGAUGAUUUGCUCCUAUACACCGAAGUGUCUAGUGCUACGGAUACCAGCAUUGCAGCCCGGCUAGGCAUCGAUGACAGCACCAAGGUGCUGCUCGUCAAUUUUGGCGGGAGAGGCACAGUGGAUGAGGAGUUGCAUACCAUUCUUACGCGCUUGUCUAAAAGCGUUGUUGCUCUUAUCGUCGGUGGCGAUCCUCAGGGGAAAGGAUCCAAGCUGAAUGCCCUAACAGAAGUGCCUGGCAGUGGUGUUGUUCUAUGCAGUGCUUCUAGCUUACGGGAUUCUGCAAUGAGGAUUGAUGGAAAAGUGGCGUAUUUUGAGAAUCUCUCACAAGAAUGGGCGUUAUUCAAAGAGAACGGAGCUAUCAAUGGGCUGAAGCUGCAAUGGGGUAAAGGAAUGGAAGAGUAUGGGAAGGGUUGGGACUCGCUCUGCAGCGGAGGUAUCGACCCGACUCUUGGUCUUGUGUAUGAAGUGUAGUGUUGUCAUGGUUCUCACAUCUCUUAUGUUGAAUGCCAAGGUAGCCAAGUAUCAAACUACAUAGGUAUGCCUUUGAACCUCUCAUCUAUUCUCAUC
Trichoderma virens Gv29-8 is the source of this 1431-nucleotide messenger RNA. RefSeq lists its product as uncharacterized. The coding region runs from base 76 to 1335 and encodes 419 amino acids. The record is from RefSeq and is a predicted model, not a curated record. The transcript has a single exon. Lineage: Eukaryota; Fungi; Ascomycota; Sordariomycetes; Hypocreales; Hypocreaceae.